This is a messenger RNA of Populus euphratica (Euphrates poplar), 978 nucleotides long. RefSeq names its product DNA-directed RNA polymerases II, IV and V subunit 8B-like. The transcript has 6 exons. The coding region runs from base 384 to 830 and encodes 148 amino acids. NCBI's taxonomy places the organism in Eukaryota, Viridiplantae, Streptophyta, Magnoliopsida, Malpighiales, Salicaceae. The record is from RefSeq and is a predicted model, not a curated record. Gene Ontology annotation, biological process: DNA-templated transcription. Gene Ontology annotation, cellular component: RNA polymerase I complex; RNA polymerase III complex; RNA polymerase II, core complex.
CUAUAUAUUUGGAGUGAAAAAUAGGGUUUCUCAGUUAGCUCUGCAGGCAAUCUUCCCUUCUCUUUCUCUACCCCUCUUGCUCUCUUUAGUGUUCAGUCUUUUCCAAUCUCCGGUAAGCUCCCACACGCCACAGCCAACCUUCCAAAGUUUCAAUUAUUCUUCAAUCUUCAUCUCCAUUCGCCAGAUCUUGCAAACCAUUAGCCCCCUCCUAAGCUCCCACACGCCACACCCAGCCUUUCAAUCUUCAUUCUUUAAUCUGCAUCUCUAGAUCUUCAUUCGGUACAUUUUACAGCUCCCCUAGGCCUCGGCAGCGGUCCAUAUAAGCACCCUUCCCUUGUAUCUCCUCUGCAAAGUUCACUUCUUUCUUGUAUCAUCUUUUGCGAAUGGAAGAUUUGCUUGACUUCUUUGUCAUCGAGAAGCUCAACCCUGAUGGCAAGAAAUAUGACAAAGUUUCUCGCAUUGUAGCUCGCACUGAGAAGGGGGAUUUGUACAUGGUGCUUGAUGUACACACGGAGAUUUAUCCUAUUGAAGAAAAAUCAAGGUAUUUAGUCCUAUUAACUGAAACAUUGAACACUGAUGGCACUCCGGUUGACCCUCGUAAUGUGCAGGGUAAGCAACCAUCCAAAGAAGACAAGUUUGAGUAUGUGACACACGGGAAACUUUACAAAAUUGACAAAGAAGGUUCAGGAGCUGAUUUCAAGUUGUAUGUGCCAUACUUGGAGAUCUACAUUUCAUUUGGUGGACUUCAGCUGUUGCUGAGGGGGAGUCCUAGCUCGCUUGCCAGGUUUCAGCUUGAUAAAAACUAUUUUAUGUUGAUGAGGAGGAUGUAGAAGCAUUAAGAGUUCUGUAUAAUUUUCUACUUGGUUGCAUGCCUAAUAAUUCAGAUGAAGUUUCAGUUACAUAUAAUCCAAGAACUAAAUGAUCGGAAGAAAGUGAGUUUUGCGGAAUUUUUUUAUGGCUCGCUUACGAGUUGUUCAA